UACAAUUCUGACGCUACUUUCGGGUCAUGGUAUGAGGGCAUCGAGGUCAAUGAUGUAUCGGGAGGUGCUCCCCGCUAUCUGAGCACGUCCUAACACGUUGGCCUCUUGUCGUUUUUCGUAAUUCUCUAUCAAGAAUUCUCUCUCCGUCUGUCUGUUUUCACUUUAUUUUAUGCUAUUGAGUUUUGCUGUUUUCAACUUUUCAUUGCUUUCUCAACGUCGCUCUCUGGUAAUCCGUGUUUGUUUUCCCACUCGAAUCUAAUAAAAAGACCUGGUUUUUCUCUGUCUUCAUGUUCUUCUCUGGAAGCUCUGGGGAGGAACAAGAAGCCAGAGAAAGAGACAUAAAAGUACCAAAAAAAAUUGAAAGUUGGAGAGGGAGUCUUUGGGUUCUGAGAUUUCUAUAUAGAAAUUCGGAUACCGUACUGUAUGCAGUUUUUCUUAUUUGGGUCUGGUUUUGACAAGUGUGUCUGUGCGUGUGUCUAUGGGCAAUUGCUUGGAACGUCGUUCCAUGGUCGAUAACUCUCCGAGCUCUCAGGCAACUUCCGGAGUCACAAAAGUUACCAGUAGAAGCAGCCGUUCUUUUGUUCCUUUGAGCCCAUCAGUCCCAGCACAUAGUGAAAAGUAUAAAUCUGGAACUCUUCCUACUCCAAGAUCUGAAGGUGACAUAUUGGCAUCCCCAAAUUUGAAAGCCUUCACAUAUAAUGAGCUUAGGAAUGCUACUCAAAACUUCCGUCCUGACAAUCUCCUUGGGGAAGGAGGAUUUGGUUAUGUUUACAAGGGAUGGAUUGAUGAGCAUACCCUUAGUGCUGGAAGGCCUGGAAGUGGAAUGGUUGUUGCUGUCAAGAAGCUCAAACCUGAAGGUUUCCAAGGCCAUAAGGAGUGGUUGUCUGAAGUGGAACAUCUUGGUCAACUUCAUCAUCCAAAUCUUGUCAAACUUAUUGGAUACUGCCUGGAAGGGAAUAAUCGGCUUUUGGUGUACGAGUAUAUGCACAAAGGAAGUUUGGAGAAUCACCUAUUUAGAAGGGGUGCCCGACCUCUUUCUUGGACAAUUAGGAUCAAAGUUGCCAUAGAUACUGCUCGUGGGCUCUCCUUCCUGCAUGACUCUGAACAACAAGUCAUCUACCGUGAUUUCAAGGCUUCUAAUAUUCUACUCGAUUCAGAAUUCAAUGCAAAACUUUCAGACUUUGGUCUUGCAAAAGCAGGCCCCACUGGUGAUCAUACUCAUGUUUCCACUCAAGUCAUGGGUACUCGAGGCUAUGCUGCUCCUGAAUACAUGGCCACAGCUUUGGGGUUGUGCUACUGGAGCUGCUGUCUGGAAGACGUGCUAUCGAUAAAACAAAAGUUGGUGUGGAUCAGAAUCUGGUGGAUUGGGCAAAACCCUAUUUGGGUGAUAGGAGAAAGUUAUUUCGGAUUAUGGACACCAAGUUGGAGGGCCAGUACCCUCAGAAAGCAGCUUAUGCAACUGCUGUCGUUGCAUCUCAGUGUAUUAGUGAGGCCAAACUCCGUCCACAAAUGUCAGAGGUUUUAGCUAUCCUAGAACAGCUCCCAGUUGCCAAAUACGCAAACAGCCCUACUUCUAGUCCUUUGCCAAAGUCCCCUCUGAGAAAGAGUCACCUUUCACCUCUUAAUAUGAGCCCCAGAGGAUCCCUGCUGCCAUCAUCACAUAUACAAUCCCCAGUUUUGAAAUCCCCACGGGGACGAUGAGCAGGAGCAGAUUUUCCAACCGACUUCCUUAAUGUAAAUCCAUUUAUUUUUGGGCGCUCUUUAGUUGGUAGUUCAACGAGGACAUUUUAUGAGCUUCUUUUGUUACCGAGAGUAUCUAAGAUAGAAUCUUUUCAGUAAGAGAGAUUGUCCUCCUCAUUUUCAUCUCUGCCAAGCACUCAAUAGCAAUGUCAUUAUCGACAUGUCUUGCUUUUCCAUGCUCGAUCUCACCUACACUGUCAUGAAACUUAACUAGUUUAGAGAAAUGAUGUUACCAUACUAGCAUGGGGACUGCUGUU
This is a messenger RNA of Juglans regia (Persian walnut), 1997 nucleotides long. Its product is annotated as probable serine/threonine-protein kinase PBL3. Gene Ontology annotation, molecular function: ATP binding; protein kinase activity. The transcript has 6 exons. NCBI's taxonomy places the organism in Eukaryota, Viridiplantae, Streptophyta, Magnoliopsida, Fagales, Juglandaceae. The record is from RefSeq and is a predicted model, not a curated record. Bases 479 to 1525 code for a protein of 348 amino acids. Gene Ontology annotation, biological process: protein phosphorylation.